Brachypodium distachyon (stiff brome) is the source of this 5393-nucleotide messenger RNA. RefSeq names its product putative 1-phosphatidylinositol-3-phosphate 5-kinase FAB1D. The transcript has 12 exons. Gene Ontology annotation, cellular component: endosome membrane. Lineage: Eukaryota; Viridiplantae; Streptophyta; Magnoliopsida; Poales; Poaceae. Gene Ontology annotation, biological process: phosphatidylinositol phosphate biosynthetic process. The record is from RefSeq and is a predicted model, not a curated record. Gene Ontology annotation, molecular function: ATP binding; 1-phosphatidylinositol-3-phosphate 5-kinase activity. The coding region runs from base 271 to 5100 and encodes 1609 amino acids.
UAUUUCUUUCUCCCUUCCGUGCGCCCAAAUUUCUCCUCUCCCCCCUUCCUUCCUGCUCUCUCUUCUUCGCCAUUCGGGACCUCUUUCUUCUCCAAUCUCGCUACUAACUCCUCUCCGAUCAACCGGUCCAGAGACGGAGGCGCAGCAGACGCACCGAGGCGAAGGCGACCGCCAACCACCCCGGAGGAGAUCUGAGACCCGACCGACCGCCGCCUGCUGGAGGGGGAAGCUGGUGGAGCAGCAGGAAGGGCCGUAUGCUUGUCGCAGGCCAUGUGCCCGGACAUGAAUCCGCGCCAUACAGCAAGUCAAGUUGAAUCAGAGGUUCUAGACGGUAAUCGUAACCAUCACAGCCAGCUUGAUGCUGAUCAUCUUGUACAAAUUGGGAGGAGUCCUAUCAAGCGUGGUAGCAACAAUCUGUCCACAGACGACAAUUUCUCCUCGAGUGCCUCUUUGCAUAAACAUGAACAUGUGAGCUCCGAUCCAUCGGCCCCUAAGGCCGAUGACCGCUCAAUUAAGUCUGGUGAUGAUUCUGAUGGGGCUGAGAGUACCAAUGGCAAAAGCAACAAUACGGACUCCCCAGGUACUGAAAAUGAUAGCAUCUGGAUACCACCUGAAGCUGCAGACAAGGGAGAUGAGACCGAGAGUAACAUUGCUUAUGAUGACGACGAUGACGAUUAUGGUGAUGGAAUCAAGUGGGGCCAGUCAAGUUUCCCAGCCGCUGGUGAGGAACACGAGGCCAGCCCCAAUCCUAAGGAUGAGCGAGAAAAUGCAAUGUUGGAAGCUAUGAAUGGACAACUCAAGAUACUCGUGAGUCGGUUUUUGGCCUCUGCUGGUAUCCCCUUUGGAAAAGGAGAGAGUAGUGAGAGUUGGCUCGAUAUUGUGACCUCCCUGUCGUGGGAAGCUGCACUACUUAUCAAACCUGAUUCUACCAUCGGAAAGGAAAUGGACCCUGGCUCUUAUAUCAAGGUCAAAUGUGUAGCAUCUGGUACUCGCUGGCAAAGUGAGGUGAUCAAGGGAUUAGUCUUCAAGAAGAACACUGCUCAUAAGCACAUGCCGACCAGUUGUCACAAUCCUAGGCUGCUACUACUGGAAGGAGUCCUGGGGCACUCUGAUGUUGGUUUAUCAUCGUUUAAUUCAAUGAAUCAGGAAAAGGACCAUCUGGAGAGGACUAUAAGUAAGGUGAUUGAUAUAUGCAGUCCCAAUGUUAUCAUGGUUGAGAAAACUGUUUCACGAGACAUACAAGAACUUCUAUUAAGACAAGGGUGUACACUAAUUCUUGAUAUGAAGCUCAGCCGGUUGCAAAGAAUUGCACGCUGUACGGGUUCUCCUAUAAUAUCAUUUCCAGAAGUUCUGGAUAAACCGAAGCUGAAGCAGUGUGACUACUUCCAUAUUGAAAAAUUCAUUGAAGAACACAACGAUGCCAGUGAAGGUGGGAAAAGACUGUCUAAAACAUUAAUGUUCUUGGAAGGAUUUCCCAGGCCAUUGGGUUGCACGAUACUGCUCCGUGGAGCAAAUACUGAAGAAUUGAAGAAAGUCAAGCAAGUCAUGCACUACACAGUCUUUGCAGCAUACCACUUGAUCCUCGAAACGUCUUUCUUUGAAGAUCAGCGGGUAUUCUUAAAUGAUAAAAAUGUUUCCAAAGAAAAUUAUGUCACCGCUAUGGUAGGGCCUUCAGCAAUUGGUGAUGAUACGGCUGUUCUGGGUUGUGCCAUCCCUCCUUCACAUGAUGAUUCUCCAGCACUUAAAUUAUACCAUGCCACUUCUAAUAUCUAUGCGGAUGGGAAGAAAUCUCUCAGUUAUACAAAUGUAGAUGCUCCAGUUUCAAUAACAAACAGCUCUUUGGAUGAACUUGGAGAAGGUGCAAAUGUCCGGCAUAGCUCAACAUCACCCCUUCACACUGGAAGGCUACCACCACCAGUAUCAGGACCAUUAAGAAAAUUUGCUGACAAGUUACAUCGUCAUAAUAUUUAUUUACCUGUCACAUCAUUCCAAGAAACAACUGAUAAUAAAAUAGAAGGCAGGGUUGAAUCUAGGAAAGAGAUGGUUAGUAAUGGAUUUCAUGUUGGGUCAAAGGUGGAAGAGUCUGCAGCUUCCAGUGAAAUUUUGGAUGACACGAAAGAUCUCUUAAAACAAGAAAGGAUCCAAGAAGUAAUGCCAUCAGGUUCUUCUGGGCAUGGCAAACAUGAGGAAUCAUCCGCUAUGGCUGAAGAUGGGGAACAUCACAGCACCAGUAUCAUCAGCAAUGGGAACAUUUCUAACGAAGAUCAAGCCGAUGAUGCACUUGAUUCUGACAGUAUACUGAUUUUGAUGUCUAGCCAAUGCAUCACAAAGCAGAUUAUAUGUCUCCCGAGCCAACUGUGCCGUAUAAAAUACUACGGGAACUUUGAUUUGUCCUUGGGGCGAUAUUUGCAAGACAUUUUGCAGAAUCAGAAAGCAAGCUGCUCAUCUUGUCAAGAGCCUCCAGAGGCUCACAUAUAUUCUUACACUCAUCAAAAUGGGAAUUUGACUGUUCAAUCAAAGAAUUUGGUGUCCCAACAUCGCUUACCUGGCGAAUCCGAAGGAAAAAUAUGGAUGUGGACUAGAUGCUUGAGAUGUGAACAUGAACAUGGGACAUCUAAAUCGACUCCUAGAGUGUUAAUAUCAUCUGAAGCGCGCAAUCUCUCUUUUGGGAAAUUCCUGGAACUCAGUUUUUCAAGUCACUCCGCAGCGAGAAGGCUAUCCAUAUGUGGGCAUUUGGUGAACAGGGACUGCUUGCGUUUUUUUGGGUUGGGCUCCAAAGUUGCAAUGUUCCGCUACUCCUCAGUAGAAAUUUACACUACCUGCAAACCACCACCCACCCUCCACUUCGACAACCCUAGCAGACAGAAUUGGUUUGAAAAAGAGAGGAUACAUAUUCUUGCUAGAGGUAUGAAACUUUUUUCUGAGGUAGCAACCUUGCUACAACUCUUGAAGAAUCAGCAUCAUGAUGUGACAGCAACCAGUUGUGGCACAUUUGACCCUGUUAAGGACUUCUCUGAACUCGAAGAGUUGUUGAUGAAAGAAAAGGCCGAUUUUGAGGAUUCAUUAGUAAAGACAAUCAACCAAAAUGGGAGAUCAUCCUCAUCUGUGCAUGAGCUUCUUAAUAUAAAUUGGUCUUACCAGGAUGUUCUACUUGAACUUUAUGUAUGGGACCGUCGGCUCGACGAACUUUCUAUGUGUAAAUCUGCUGGGCAAGGGAGUGUUGGUAAUAGCAAUAAUCCUAGCGGAACUGCAGACAAGAUUUCUGGGGCCAACUACGAGAUUGACAAGAAAAUUGGUGAACUGACGUGUGAUAGAACUAUGACAGCUGUGAGGUCAGAUGGUACCACUGAUUGCACUGAUUGCACAAGUAACAAUAUUCCCAUUGACCAUCAAUCUGGUGAGACCGCAGCACACUUGCUUGAUGAUAGUCAGGGAGCUGGCAACUCUGAACCUUCUUGCAGUGAAGGUAGUAAAGAUGAAGGAUCUCGAUCUCUCAUUGCUCCUGAUCAAGUAGAGGUAGAGAGCACGCCACAAAACCAAAAAGUACCUUCACUUGAAGUUUCAAGUCAUACAGAGGUCCAGGGUAACGGGGUAGUUGCACAUCCAGUUUCCAAGGAACAAGAGCCUUCAAGCACUCUCCAGAAGUUCAGAAGUACUGAUUGGGAUGACAGUGAUAGAUGGAUUUGGAGUUCAUUUUGUGAGUCUCAACUGGCUUACAGGAAGGACAUUCAAAUGGGAUGUUUGGAGAAAUUUUAUCUUGUUAACCAUUACUCCCCAUCUCACCUCUCCCCCUUGUUUGAAAAACAUGAGGAGGUGGACACUCCUCAGUUCACAGUUGGCCCCGGUGGUAAUAUUUUAUGUGUAUUGGAGCAUGAGGUAUCUAGUAUAAUAGCUCGUGCUCUCGCCAUAUCUGAGGAACGUAGGCAGGAUACCAUAGUCGAGAACGAGACGGGGGAGGGCAGGGUGGAGCAUGGUAAAACGAUGGAGAAAUCCUAUAGCUUUUUCUCUGAAGGUUCUUUUAGCUCGUCACCAUGGUCAUCUAUUGGAUCAUUAGAUUCUGAAGCAAGCUUUUCAUCUUCUAUUUCGUCAUAUCCAUCUGACGACCUCUCUGGUUAUGAUACCUUGCCUUUAUUGUCCUUGGUACACCCAGAAAUCACUGUGAACGGAAAAGUAACUCUCAGAGGCAAAUAUUCGGUUACUAGUAUAUAUUCGAACCAAUUCUACCUUCUUCGAAAGAAGUGCUGCCCAUCUGAGCUUGCAUAUAUUACUUCCUUAAGCCGCUGUAAGAAGUGGGACGCUCAAGGUGGAAAGAGUAAGGCUUUAUUUGCAAAGACAUUGGAUGACAGGUUCAUCAUAAAGCAAAUCAAGAAAACAGAGUUUGAGUCCUUCAUAACAUUUGCCCCUGAUUACUUCAAGCAUGCUUACCAUUCUCUAGACACUGGCAGCCAAACUUGCCUUGCCAAAAUAUUAGGAAUCUAUCAGGUCAAGCAAAUAAGGCAUGGCAAAGAGAUCAAAAUGGAUCUGAUGGUGAUGGAAAAUCUCAUGUUUGGGCACAAUAUUUCACGAAUUUAUGACCUUAAAGGUGCUAUUUUUUCACGACACAUCGCCAAAUCAAAUGACCCUGACACUGUUUACUUGGAUCAAAACUAUGUUGAGGACAUGCGUGUAUCUCCGAUCUAUAUUGGUGGAAGAACGAAGCAUCUUUUGCAGCGUGCAAUCUGGAAUGACACAUCAUUCCUCACUUCAGUUAACGUUAUGGACUAUUCUCUGCUUGUGGGAGUGGACAAAGAAAAGAAUGAACUUGUGUUUGGCAUCAUUGAUUAUUUGAGGCAAUAUACUUGGGACAAACAGCUGGAGACAUGGGUCAAGAGUUCUUUGGUUCGAAAAAAUGUUUCACCGACUGUAAUUUCACCCAAGGAUUACAAGAAAAGGUUUAGAAAGUUCAUGGCCAAGUACUUCCUCACAGUUCCGGAUACUUGGAGUCCCGAGAAUUCUUCUGGGCCAUACAAAUCCUUUGGCCAUAGCAAUAGCAAGUUGGUAGAAGCCGAUAAUGAUGACAACCUGCUUCAGCAUCCAAUUGAAGCUGAGGCAUGUGUCUAGUUCUGUUCAGGCUGGCAUGUGUCUAGGCUAUUCAGGACUCCUCUGACAGUGCUGUUGAAGCCUAUCCAGUCGUCGUCGUUGUUGUUUCUUUGGCUUGUUUUCGCUUUGUAAAAUUGUGUACAUAUGAGGGCCUCACAAUUGACCUUUCCAGAAGUUUGCACCUUUUAGGCAGAUUACUGGGCAAGUGAGGCCCACAGUACAUGUACCUAUACAAAUGUAAAUUGUUGAUUUCACAAUUAUUAUAGUGAAAUUUACAAAAUUGGUAUGAUUUUUUUGGGAUCUACUAGGCUGAA